GAGAGAGAGAGAGAGAAAUCUUGAGUCGUAAGUCGUGCGAUGCGCCGCGCCGCUAGGCCGUUCGCGCGCUGAGAGUGCCGAACUUCCGGGAGGUGUCCCGCGAGUGUGCGCGCGUGGAAUGAAGAUGUGACUUCCUGAGCGAGCGGCGCGCUCUCUGUGAUCCUCCGGCUCUCGGCCGCCUCGCGUCACGCGACGACAUUGUCUCUCGGACUCGACGGCAGCCGGUGGCGUGAGAGAGAGAGAGAGUGAGAGAGAGAGAGAGAGGGGGGGGAGGAAAGGCGGCUGAUCGAGUCUUCGUUGCUCGCGAGGCUCUCCGCCACCCUCGGACUCCGCACGGAGCCCUCUCGCCGGAUGACCGUGAGGUAAAAGUCGCCAAGGAUCGAACGUGUGUCCUCGGGAGUACACGUGCCGCGGAGACACGCAGCUGGCCUUCGGAGAGACGAAGAGAAUUCAAUGUCCGGAAAAAGCCCAGCAGUAAGACUUUCCUGGUGAGUGCAUCCUCACAUACAUGGAGUUUCAGUUGGAUAGCGCAGAAUACUGCCAGGCUCAACACAAAUAGAGAGAUACGCCCGCACUCUCGCUGAGGACUAUUAGGUACUGUUGAAGCGAGCAGAGGGAGGGUUAUAGACACGUCUCGGAGAGAGAAGAAAGGUGGACACACGUUGAAGUAGAGAAUUAUCACACACACAUACACACACACACUCACUCACUCAUUCACUCACUCAUUCAUUCACUCACUUACACACACACACACACACAUAUACACACGGACACACGCUCUCACAUACACAGCCGGGGGGAGCUGGAAACAGAAAAGGCAUCAACUAGUCAUCACGCAAGGCGUAGGAGAAUUUUAAUAGAAACAAUUAUUAAUUUACAUUAGUAGAUGCAAGCAUCGUAGUUACUGAGCGCACCUGUCACACGGGAGCACCCAGUGCCAAAUAGAUAAUCUUCCGAGUCAUAGUCGAAAGUCUCUCAAGUGGGAAAGAGUAAAGCGCAUAUCAACACCGCCUAAUGUAACGUAGCCCUUACCCUUUCGGCGAGAUUCGCAUCCCGACAACCUCUCUCGAAGUCUACAUGUAAACCCACGGUUCUGUCCUCUGUAAAAAAAUAAGGGAUAAUUCUUAUUAGUUAAAUGAGAAGCAACUUUAUAAGACUGACAUUUAAUGGGCUAAGUUGUCAAAUCCAGCCUUUGUCGCUUCGUAUAGUGUGGCACACGUACGAGACUCGAAGAGACAAGUUCUAAGAUCUUUUAAGAGUUAACAACAAUAAGGGGAGAUAGAUAUAUUAUACAACCAUCUGCCGUUAAGAAGGAAAUGAGCAACAUGAGGGUGAAGGAUAUCAGGCCGGCGCCCGCCGAAAUUGAAUACAAAAACAUGAAGUUCCUCAUCACCGAUCGGCCCAAUGAUCAAACCAUCCAUACUUUUAUUCAAGAACUGAAAAAGCACAAUGUGAAGGAGGUGGUGAGAGUCUGCGAACCAACGUACAAAGUCGAAGAACUUAAGUCGGAAGGGAUCAAUGUGAUAGAUUUGGUGUUUGAUGACGGUACAUUCCCGCCUAACGAGGUGGUGGAUGAAUGGUUCGAAUUGCUGAAAAAUCGAUUCCGGGAAUCGCCUGACGCGUGUGUAGCAGUACACUGCGUCGCGGGUCUCGGCAGAGCACCAGUCCUGGUAGCGGUGGCUCUCAUUGAACUCGGGCUUAAGUUCGAAGAUGCCGUUGCCCUAAUCAGGGAGAAAAGACGAGGCGCCAUAAACGCGAAGCAGUUGACUUUCCUUGAGAAGUAUCGUCCCAAGUCUCGAUUGAAGAUUAAGAACGGGCAGAAGAACUCCUGCUGCAUCCAGUAGACGGAAGGAUCUCUCUUCGAAGAGCGGAAGACAGAAAAGUCACUAAUUCACGAUUGAUAUAGGUUUUGACGUCUGGCAACAAAAACCGGUAUAUUGUAGCGAAUCUGUUUUGAAUGGCCUAUCAAUGGAAAUGCAACCGUGAUGAAGAACUGCAACUUGCCAGUUGCGAACAACCAGCCGCAAUUUUGAGGCACAUUCUGUCUGUCCAAUUAUGUAUCUUGAGACGAGCCGUUAACACGUGAAUUGCUUCAAAUUGUUGCUGUGUUUCCUUUUAUGAAAAACCUGUAUUUAUUUUUGAUACUUAAUCGAUAUUGAUCGUAAUAAGACAGAAGUUAAGCUUUAAAACUGUGUAAUAACUAUUAACUUUAAAAUAUUCGCCAGUCAUUAUUAUUGCUACUCUCGCUCGCUCGUGCGUAAAAUACGAAUCGCGACACCAGAUUUUUACUCACACGCAUUGUUCAUUAUACGCUUCCCCUCCAAUGUGGCGAACGAAAAGUUCAUUGUGUAAAUCAUCGUUGCAAGCUUGUGAUCGAUUUAUAUUGGAGAAAUUUCAAUCAUAACUAUAUUGUAAACGGCUAAUAUAUGUGAUGUACGAAUCGCGGCUCUUCGCUUAAUUUUUCUUUUUCAUCUUUUUAUCAUCAUCGAUAAUUAUACAUUGUGUUUGAGGAAGUAGGAAAUGUAGGAUAUUUCUAAUUUGUAGGAUUUUUAACAAACCGUUAGAAAAUUACUGUUAAGAUUACAUUGAGUGAUUACGGUCUACAUUUCCAGAUAAGCGUAGCCAAGAGACAAAUACCCCAUUAUGAGGAAACCAUAGAAUUCUUUUUCUUUUUACAAAGCAUGUGCAAAAAUGACUCAAAGACAUCCGAAGUGGAACGUUAGACUCGAAUUUCUUUUUCGUCUCAAAAAAAAGGGGGGGAGUACAUCUUGACUACCUGAUCACUCUUUGGAAGCGUCUUAUAAAAAUCUAUUUUUUACAAAAUAUGUUUAGAAUAAAAAGGAGCUAUAUAUGUAUACAUGCGCAUUUUUUUAAAUGUCUAACAUAUGUAUGGUUUUGAUAUAACGUAUCGGUCGCAGCUUUGUAAGACGAACGGACACGAUCGAUGUCACAAUUAUUUUUACGAUGAAUCAGGAUCAGCCUCACAGCAACGAGGAGUUGUGAAUCUUGCGAUGUAAACAUGCGCUGUGCCAAGUGCUGGGUGCUAAGUUUGCGAAACGCGUGACAUUGCAAAUCUGCCGAAAAUUUCUUUUUUUUUUUUUUUGCCGCUCCUGCGAGUGGUCACGAGGUUGAGUCCACGGCUAAUAUUAACUUUUGUCAACACAAUACAAAUUGCAGAGAGAGAAACACAGUCGAUGCUUGGUUUACUUGUAUACAUACACACACGUGUAGAUAUAGAUACGUACAUCUGUCAAAACAAAUGUACUUUUCCUUUUUUAAUAUUCUCGAAUACACGCGAAUUGUAGUAGCGAGGCGCGUUUUUCAGAUCUUUCGAAAAUAUAACUCGCGCGAGCGUUCUUUAAAGAUUCGUCCACAGAUUUAAAGAACGCACGAAGAGAACGCGUUGUCACGUGCGUGUAUUGCGUUGCAUUUCCAAUGGCAUGCCGAACCGCUGAUGGAUGUUCUUAACUCUUAUUGGACUUGGAAUCUGCGUUAACUUGAACGACGAGCACACGAAUAACUCGAGAAUAAUGAGAAACUAACGCGAGGUAAAAAAAAAAAGAAAAAAAAACAGAAAAGAAAAAAGAAUCACACUCCAGAGUUGUAUAUCACGUUUAUCGUAGCUCAACGACAAUUUCACCAAAAUGUUUGCAUAUCUAUUAUAUAUGAACUUUUUAGUGCGGAAACAAAGGGAUAGAUUUUUCAAUCUGACACAAGCAUUUUAUGUGAAAGCCAUCGUCGUCUUCUAUUUUGGUAAAAUUGUCAAUGACGCUAUACGCCACACUAAACUGUGUUCAAAGGAUAGAAAAAGAAAUUCACUCGUAAACUAAUAACGAAUAUAAUAACUUAGAAAACAUUUCGCCCGGCGUCUGCCGAUUUCACGUGAAUGUACGCACUUUGUAAACGAACCGAUGCGCCGCCGCCAUCUUCGCUUCCGACUGUCUCUCGCGCCGUCCGACAACAAUAGACACGCGCCGAAAAUGGUUUCUCCGACGAUUACGCGGCGAUGAUCAAGCUUUGCUUUUGCGUACACACAUACAUACACCAUGCUAUGUUCGACCCCAACCGUGUUGAAUCGUCGCGGUUACCGGCACCGGCGCGCGGUCGUAUCUCCAGAGCGCAGCGACUCAUCGUCGUCGUCGCAUUAUUUUCUUUUGACCGGCAAUAUUCACCUUUUAUUCCGCAAGACACGACCGAUCGACGUUCAGUUAUCCGGUGGACAGCGAGCAAUCCAUCUCUCCUCCGCAAAAGCGCCUUUUCCGAUUGCCGUGCGUGUGUUUUUAUAACGGGUGACGACACACGAUUGUGUAUACAACGGAGUACAUUCACGCGCUACGAUCGCAGAUACUCGGAUUGAAAUCUAAAUCUGGUACAUCUCCUUUUUUGUAAUAUUAAAAAAUUGCAAUAUUUUUUACCAGAGGAUGGGACGAGGGGAUAUUCGUAGAAAAGAAAAAAAGAUGAUCCAACCUUAGAUACAAAAGUAACAUUACUCUUUAUUAUUCACUCCUAAUUUAAUUACGAUAAUUAAAAAGCAAUUGGACACGCGCGUCUUCUUUUCCGAUAUAUCGAGCUCCCCCCUUUUUCAAACAGGCACGCCCCGACAUCGUGCGGGAGGGUAGGCGUGGCCUCGAAAGAGACAAGUUACCAUGCAAUGAUUUUCAUCAUUUAGCUAUUGCUUUUGCACACAUCGAUUCACUUCUUCAAGACGUGUAGUUAAUCCGAUAAAUAACUAUAAAUGUAAAAUGUCUUCUUUUUUUUCUCUCUCCUCUUCUCUUUUCUUUCAUAUCUGUGAUAGGUUUUUCCUCGUGUGCAUAAAGAAGGCGCAGACUGAGAGAAAUAGUGUAGAGCGACAAUUGCGAUGUUGAAACUACUGUGAUGCUAAGUGUAAAUGCUUGCGCGGUCUCCUGUGUAGAAAAUUAUGCACGUUGCUGUUUCGUUCGGAAAGUUGAAUGUUAAAUUGCAAUUUAACAGGUUGAAAAAUCACAUACUUGUGCAAUAAUGCUAUUUAUAAACGAUAUACAUACGAGAGCGUGGAAUGUUGUUUCUCUCGAAGAAAUGAAUCGAAUCGCUGCUGCAAAAACGUUAACAAUCGCUCGAAGAAACGUAAUUGCAUAAAUGAAUCUUUCUUUUCUCAAUAGCUACUUGAUGAUCUCGAUAAUACGAUAAUUUUACGCGCCGAUAAAAACCUUUUUGCGUUUAAUUACACGUUCAAUGUGAAUAUUCGAAGCAAGAACAAUUUAGAUAGCAAAGAAAUCCUCUAUUUUGAACCGACGUAAUAAAAUAAGAACAAUCACUCCCUACAAAUUGAUUAUACAAAAGAAAAGAAAAAAAAAAAGGAAUAAAAGUAACGAGUUAGCGCAAUUUAAA
Harpegnathos saltator (Jerdon's jumping ant) is the source of this 5367-nucleotide messenger RNA. Its product is annotated as protein tyrosine phosphatase type IVA 1. Gene Ontology annotation, biological process: protein dephosphorylation. The transcript has 6 exons. The record is from RefSeq and is a predicted model, not a curated record. Bases 1317 to 1844 code for a protein of 175 amino acids. NCBI's taxonomy places the organism in Eukaryota, Metazoa, Arthropoda, Insecta, Hymenoptera, Formicidae.